Messenger RNA from Symbiodinium natans, 411 nucleotides. NCBI's taxonomy places the organism in Eukaryota, Dinophyceae, Suessiales, Symbiodiniaceae. The record is from the annotation of a GenBank genome assembly.
AUGUCCGUUUGUUUACUGUAUAACUGGCCGGUCCUAAUGGACUUCUUUGUUCCCUCUAGCCUGCAACCCAGGAUUUGCGCGGUCGAGGUGUCCGCAGAUCGGGGCAGGAGCUGGCAAAGCGCGACGUGCCGCUUCGCAGAAAUCCCGGACGAUGACCGCCAGGGGCCGUGUCGAAGUUGGGUGCGGUUUGAGUGCGUGGUGCAGCUGCCACCCUGCUGUUCGGGUGUGAGAGACUCCGGGAAGACAGCAGCUGCGCCCUUGACGGAAAUUUGGUGCAGAGCCAUUGAUGAAGCUGGGAAUGUUCAGCCCCGGUUCUCUGAGCCACAUGGCGGCUACAUGUACAGUGGGUACCAUCAGGUACCUCUGGUCCGAACAUUGAAGCAGCCGCCCCUGGCGACACCGGCUGAGUGA